Cebus imitator (Panamanian white-faced capuchin) is the source of this 3367-nucleotide messenger RNA. Its product is annotated as transmembrane protein 242-like. The record is from RefSeq and is a predicted model, not a curated record. The transcript is spliced from 4 exons. Lineage: Eukaryota; Metazoa; Chordata; Mammalia; Primates; Cebidae. Bases 516 to 1097 code for a protein of 193 amino acids.
UUAUUUUAAAAGAUGAGGCUGUAAAGAUUUUCCAUGGCCACUAGCCUCCUCCUCUCCAUGGCCAUUUACAGAAUGGGCAGACCAGACUGAAGACCAGGCCUGCUAGCGAUCAACGCUCCCGGCAACUCUGCAGGCCCUUCCAGCGGGCCUCGCUCUCCUCGCGGGCGUGGUAGCUUCAUUCGGUCAUCCCCUGAGUAUUCCACUUCCCGAGGGAGGCCCUCGCCAAAGAGCCGGGCGGCUGGCUCUCCUCCAGGGAGAAACCCUGUCACUUACACUUUUCCUCAUCGCUGUUAGGAAGUUUCCCAGAAAAGUACAGACAAGACUGAGGCCUGCGUUUUAGAAUCGUGGAAUGUUAGCGUUGGCCAAAUCGUUGGACAUAACGUAAGCUUGGUCGGGAAAAUGAGCUCCAGGUCUCACAGCAGGCGGGGCCUGGAAUCCGGACGCAAUCCGCGACCCUCACUGCCUCCUAUGGUCGGGGCUGAGCGUUCUUUCAAAGUAAUCACUUAAGUCCAGCAAUGAUCACAUUGGAGAAAGCAAGUGAUCCUCCCUGGGAGACGGCCUGGGAGGGCAGCGCCCCGGAGCUGGGCACACACCACGUCUUCCCCGCCCCGGCCCGGGAGGAGGGUUUGGGGACAGAGGCCUCACCCCGGACUCUUCUUCAGGUUGCACUGGAGGAGGCGGUGCGGAACCUUUCUCUUCCGUCUCGCUCUCGCUUCCACCCGGGCCCCAUUGGGGCCGGACGCGAUAGAGACGACCUAAGCAUGGAGAGAGCGGGCGCUGGGACUGGGCAGCCAGUUUCUCGGCUGGAGGCUCCGGGGUCCAUGGAUGACCGGCUUUUCCUGGUUAAAGGUGGAAUUUUCCUUGGUACUGUUGCUGCAGCGGGAAUGCUUGCAGGUUUUAUUACAACGUUAUCAUUGACGAAAAAGAAAAGCCCUGAAUGGUUCAAUAAGGGAAGUAUGGCCACGGCUGCAUUACCGGAGAGUGGGUCUUCCCUUGCCUUACGAGCUCUGGGCUGGGGCUCACUGUAUGCUUGGUGUGGGGUUGGUGUAAUUAGCUUCGCAGUCUGGAAAGCUUUAGGAGUUCACAGUGACAUUUGAGAGAGAUCUUCAUUUUAAUUGAGGGUUACAUCACCAACUUUCACCUGAGAAGUCAUUUUUCUUCGGGACGCACAAUCAAAGGCUUUCCUCCAUCAUGAGAAAGAAGUAGCAUUCUUGCCUGGUGAGUUUUUAGUGCUGGAGUGACUCCCAGCCGGCUCCUACCCCACUCAAGCUCCAGCUGACUGUCUCAGUGUGGGUCCUGGCCAGAAGUGGCAGCAAGGCAGUGGGAUCUUUUAUAAAUAGGCCUCCAGCGCAGUACACCAGAAAGCAGGAGCCCACUUCUGGGACACUGGGAGAUGGUGCAGGCAGCCACCAGUUUGCAAAGCACGGGGGCCUAUCGUUCCCAGCAGGGUCACAGUUCAGAAAAUGUAACCUGAUUUCCUUGGCAUUCAUACUAAAAAUAGAAAACUAGUAAUUCCAGGGAUCUGGGUUAGCCUCUUAAGCAUGUCAACUAUUGAUGAAAGUAUUCUUAGUAAAACUAACUCCAGAAAUCACUUGCUGGAGAAACAGCCCUUCACUGCCCUAGUCUGAGCACCCACAGAAAGCACGUGUUGGAGGCGCUGGCAAGGCCUGCGCAGCCGUGGUAGAGGGCCAGAGGCGGGUCGUGGGCACCCGCCAUAGAGGGUUGAAGGUGCUGCCCACGGCUCUUGGAGUCUCAACAUUCUGGUCAACGGUUUUUUUCCAUUCUCUCCCUCCACUUCCUGAGUGAGCAGCCGUAAGUUGGACAGUGCUUGUUGUGUGGGCCAUCCAGAGUGUGAGCUCAGCAGGAGCGAAUUUCUUGUGCCUGGGGAUGGCCCUGUGACCCCGUCAGGCAGCGCAGAUGCCACUCAAGUGCGCCUGGCUCUUCACCACCGUGAGCAAGACGGCGACUGUGAAGAGUGAGCUUAUUGAGCGCUUCAGUUCCGAGGAGCUGGUUCAUCACAGUAAGGUCACCGUCAUAGGAACUGGAUCGGUGGGCAUGGCCUGCGCUAUCAGCAUCUUAUUAAAAGGCUUGAGUGAUGAACUUGCCCUUGUGGAUCUUGAUGAAGGCAAACUGAAAGGGUGAGACAGUAGAUCUUCAACAUGGCAGCCCUUUCAUGAAAAUGCUGAAUAUUGUUUGUAGCAAAGAUUACCUUGUCACAGCAAACUCCAAUCUAGUGAUUAUCACAGCAGGUGCAUGCCAAGAAAAGGGAGAAACGCGCCUUAAUUUAGUCUGGCAAAAUGUGGCCAUCUUCAAGUUAAUGACUUCUAGUAUUGUCCAGUACAGCCCCCUCUGCAAACUGAUUAUUGUUUCCAAUCCAGUGGAUAUCUUAACGUAUGUAGCCUGGAAGUUGAGUGCAUUUCCCAGAAACCGUGUUAUUGGAAGUGGCUGUAAUCUGGAUACUGCUCAUUUUCGUUUGUUGAUUGGACAAAAGCUUGGUAUCCAUUCUGAAAGCUGCCGUGGAUGGAUCCUCGGAGAGCAUGGAGACUCGUGUUCCUGUGUGGAGUGGAGUGAACAUAGCCGGUGUCCCUUUGAAGGAUGUGAACUCUGAUACAGGAACUGACAAAGAUCCUGAGCAAUGGAAAAGUGUCCACAAAGAAGUGACUGCUAGUGCCUAUGAGAUUAUCAAAAUGAAAGGCUAUACUUCUUGGGCCAUUGGCCUAUAUGUAGCUAAUUUAACAAAGUAUUUUGAAGAAUAUUAGGAGAACACAUCCAGUUUCCACCACAAUUAAGGGCCUCUGUGGAAUAGAUGAAGAAGUAUUCCUCAGUAUUCCUUGUAUCCUGGGAGAGAAUGGUAUUACCAACAUAAUAAAGAUAAAGCUGACCCCUGAAGAGGAGGCCCAUCUGAAAAAGAGUGCAAAAACACUUUGGGAAAUUUAGAAGGAGCGUAAGCUUUAAAGUGGUCCAAAACUACCAUUCUGAAAGUAUUGAAGAGAUCAUAGAUACAGGAUUAUAUAUCAAAAUUUUUAAUAAACUUGAAUUCCUAAAAGAUGGAAACAGGAAAGUGGGUAGAGUGACUUUCCUAUUUAUUUAGCAUCCAGGGUGCUGGACGAAACUUACUUACAAUUCCUAAAGAAGUGUUUUUGGUACCUCUGAUGUAGCAGCACUUACCUUGUUAUAUAUAUGUAGUUGGCAUUCGGUUCCCAAAAAGUAGGAUGUAGGUAUUAUUGUGUUCUGGAAAUUCUGAUUCUUUUCAUUAGAUAUAUGCUAUUUCUUUCAUUCUUACUGGUUUAUACCUAUGUUCAUGUAUAUGCUGUAAAAAAAAAAAGUGGUAGCUUCCUCUACGAUGUAAAAAUAAAAGUAUUUACAU